CUUGUUACAUCUGAGUUCCUUGCAAACAACACAUAUUUGACAGGGAAGGUGACAGUGAAGGCGCUGCGAUAGUUGGAUGUAAAACAACUCAAGAGCAGUUUCCUACUGUAAAAUCGAGCGGAUAUGGUCUUACGACCAGCUGGAUAAUGUGCUUAAAAUGAUCGGCGACAUUUCUCUAGAGAAGUAUACUGCAAAGUUUCUGCGCGGGCCUGCUGCGUAAUCAUGCGCUAUGUGACGCGUCAAUCACUCUGUCGGCGGCGAAUACUGCUCGGGCUGUUGGCAGUGUGGUUGCGUUGCCUAGGGCGCGCCAGCCCCACUGGCCCUGCUAUCAUACACGCAGGCAACGACGCGGCGGGCUUCGCGGCCGUUCCGCAUACAGUCUUUGCAGAAAGCGCAGAGGAAGCUCUGACGCAGUAUGCUCGAUUGCAAGCAGGAGGCCGCACCCUAACGGCAGGCAGUAGCCGCGCGGAUACGCGCGUCGUAGUGGUGAACGACAUUGCGGGCCACUUCGAGGUCCUGGCGGGCGUGCUCUUCACGCUCUACCGCAUGCGCCGCGGCCAGCAGGCGGCAGCGGCCAGUAGCAUCCGCCUGGCCCGGCCGCGGGUGCUGUUCACGGGGAAUCCGCGCGGCCCUACCCUGAACGGGCUAAUGGACUGGUUGGGCCAGGACGUGGGUAACGACGCAGAAUGGCACGCGCUAGGCAGCGGCCCAGGUGGCGCUGCGGCAGCUGACGCGCCAGGGGAUCGCGGCGCUGGGUCUGCAGCGGGUGUGGACGGGGCCUGGCGGACACCCGCAGAUGUCGUCGUCUGCGUCUCGGCGGAGCUGGCCCCCAAGGUGUGCGCUGCCGCGGUCGCGGGCGUGCAGCCGCAGCUGUUGGUGGUGAUUGUGCACCGGGCGGACACGCACACAAAGAACUCCAAGUUCCUGGCGCUGCACCCGCAAGCCACGCGCAUCAUGGCCCUGGCCCCGCACGUGGCCAACCUCAGCAGCCACAUGCUAAAGCGGCCCGUGGACUGGUCUAUGCCGGUGGCGCCCUUCGUGCCAGCGCAGCCCUGCCUCAGCAAGGACUGCCUGCAGGGCUUCUCCAUACAGGGUGCGUUGAGGCGCUACAAGUCCAAGCACGGCAACGGCUUCACCCGCGACUAUGGGGCUUUGUGGGCGCGUAUGCUGGAGCUGCGUAUGCAAGGCAUGGCUGUGCCGCCCGUGGUGGUGGUGGGCAAGGGCGAGCGGCGGCACCUGAUGCUGCCACGUGAGCUGGAGAGCAGCGUCACCUUCCACCCCUGGCUCAAGUACCAGGACUUCUGGAUGCUCAUCCACCGCUCCUACGCUUUGGUGCCGGCCUUCGGCAUGCCCGUGUACUACGAGAGCCGCAUCUCCUCCACCAUCCUGGCCUCCCUCAUCACCUGCGUGCCCGUCAUCGCCGAGCAGCGCCUGCUGGACACCUACACCUUCCUCAGUGAGGAGCACGUGUUUCUGCGGCAGCCGGAUGAGGAUGAGGCGGCGGCCAUGGCGCGCAUUGCAGCGCUGCCGGAGCAGGCCAUAUUUGCCAAGCGUGAGGCACUGUGCGAGCUACGGGGGCAGAUAGAUGCCCGCGUUGACCGUGUGUUGGGUGGGUAUCUAGCGGAGGCUAGCAAGGCGCGGUGAUGAGCUUAGCUGUAAAGGUGCAGCAACGGCGCACUAGGUCCUUCAGCAGUCUGUGGGUGCGGGCGUGCGCGCACUAUGGAGAAGGAUACCGGUAGCUCGCGUUCGGGCACGUUUGGGCAGAGGAGGCGAAGUACAGCUGGGUGAAGUACGCGUACGACGUGUAUAAGGCUAAAAAUUGUUCAUCGCUCAGUUUAUCAUGAGCCGUCGUCUGGCGUCCGAGUGUAUGCCAGUAUGCUGGGUAGAAGCGCAGGGGUCACGCCUCUCCAGGCGAACGAUGGCGCCGUCUGUUUCUAUGACCCUAGCACACGCGCUGACACGCGAAUGAAACCGCUCUUGUGUUUCGCGCUUUGACUAGUCAACACAACAAAGCGCUUUUGUUCAUAGGAACCGAUGACAAAACUUGACCGGGCACAGUCGCCAUGCGCCUCAACCGAAUCAGAGGGAAUU
Molecule: messenger RNA, 2091 nt
Organism: Chlamydomonas reinhardtii
Lineage: Eukaryota; Viridiplantae; Chlorophyta; Chlorophyceae; Chlamydomonadales; Chlamydomonadaceae
Exons: 6
Coding region: 223-1644 (473 amino acids)
Source: RefSeq, a predicted model, not a curated record